Messenger RNA from Tetrahymena thermophila SB210, 4647 nucleotides. RefSeq names its product Serine/Threonine kinase domain protein. The transcript is spliced from 8 exons. Gene Ontology annotation, molecular function: ATP binding; protein serine/threonine kinase activity; protein binding. The record is from RefSeq and is a predicted model, not a curated record. NCBI's taxonomy places the organism in Eukaryota, Ciliophora, Oligohymenophorea, Hymenostomatida, Tetrahymenidae. Gene Ontology annotation, biological process: protein phosphorylation.
AUGAGUAAAGUAAAGGGUGGAAUCGACUAUACUCCUAGAUUAACGACUGGAGCGAAUGGAGAGACGAAAAAGUAGUCGAAUGGCCUUAAUCCCACAAAUAAGACAUCACAAAAAUAUUCAAGCAAUUUAAAUAAUAAUUAGUAGCAAACCUAUCAAACAGGUAACAGCGGAACAUACCCUGGAGUGUAACGUAAUUCUUCUACUCAAUAGGGUAAUUAUUAGUAUCAGUAUAGAGGAAACAACUCCACUAAUGUUCCCUCUUCCAAUGUAGAGCAGCAAUUUUCUUAAACCGCGAAUUCUGCUUUUUCUUAGUGGAAUCAGCAGUAAAAACAAUAAAACAUUGCUUAGCAAACUCAACAGCAGCAAAUUAGUUUAGGUUAAACAAGUUAGCAGCCUGCUCCAAAUAAAUAUUAGCAGCAAAAUACAAUUGAGAACCAAAAUACCAUAGAAUACGAGGAUCAAAACAUGUAAAGCUUACAAACGGGCAGUUCGCAAACUACUGUACUAACAAAUAACAGCUAACUUGGCAAGAGCGAUUUGUUUAUGUAAAACUAUAGAGUUUCAAAUACGUAUAGACCAAUUUCUUCUCAAAACAACAUCAAUGCAAAUCAAGAAAAGGUUUAAGAUAAUUCUCAUUUAAAGAAGUAGCCUAACCAGCUCAAAGUAAAGUUAAAUAAAAGCUCAAAAAGCGAAACCCCGCUUAAACCAGGGCCUAAAGAUUAAUCAAUUAAUUAGUAAGUUUAACAAUAGCAGAACCAGCAGCCAAAUGUUUAGCAAAUUAAUACGUAUCAAAGUCAAUAUAAUCAGUAUCAAAAUGGACUAAUAUCUGCAACAGCUUUAUCUACAAAAGCAAAUUAAAACAACGUUAAUAUUCCAUCUAUUCCUUAAAACGCUAGCAAUGAAUCUUCUUCUACUCCACAAGGAAAUUUUAAUUAGAACAGCAAUUAGCAGUAACAAUAAUAAGUGUAAUAGCAAAUGAUUACACCUGAAAUUUAAACGAACGUCAGUUUGAUGAAUCAAUAAUAGUAGCUUAAUAAUCUUAAUUAAGGAAAUAUUAUGAGCAAUAACAGCAAUAUUUAUUCAAAAUACACUGGAUAAUUGCGGUACGAUAGUGCAGCAUUGAGAUAUGGAACAGCCCAUUCUUAGCAUAAUUAAAAUAAUCCUUAGUUUGGGAUGCAAUACAGCUAAAGAGUUCUCUCUCCUAAAACAGAGCCAAGCGAAUUCUUAACUAAUUUGACUUCUUAAAAUUUUUAUUAGAACUCUAAUGCAGCAAACUCAUACAAGACUCGUUCUCCUUAUAAAUAUAAUUUAAAGGACAAAGAUGCAUCAGUGCAAAAUACAGUCAAUCUAAACCCUGUUUAAUCUGGUCCAAUAGGUCCGAAAUUUGGAGCAACUCAAUAUAAUACAAUGAGUUACACUCAGAAUUCAGAAAAUAUUUAGUCUAAUAAUAUAAAUACUAAAAUAAAUACUGCUAACAAUAAUAGCAAUAAUAGCAACCCAUCUAGUUAAAACCAAUAUCAAAAUAAAAGCCCCUCAAGAAAUUCUCAAAGCACGUUGGCUAUUAAGCAAAACCAGCCUCACAGCAAUAAUUUAAAUGACUUAGGAUUGGUUAGGAAAUCAUAAACACCCAAAAAAACCUAUCCAUAGGGUAAUAACAACAUCACACCAUUUAGCAAUAACACUAAUAACGAUGCAAAUAUCACUUAAAAUACAAGUAAAUAGAAUAAUUUUGAAACAGAUGGAAACAGUAGAGUGAGUCCAGUUCGUAAAAAUGUUCAACCUUAGAAGGAUUUAUCUGAAAUGUUUUUAAUAAGAGAUUAAGAUACAGGCCAAGUGUAUGACAUUAGACAAAUAGAUAAAAUUGACACAUUCUAGAAAACCAAUAACUAGGAAUACUUUGAUAAGUUAAAAAAACGCCACAAAAAUGCUUGGUAAGGUUGGUGGAAUUCUAAGAAAGAAAAUAAUAUAAAAAUGAUUUAGAGUGUCAGGUAAAACAGCUUUUCUAUUAUUGAAUAGCUACUUCAACAUGAAAGAGCUGACUUAAGAGCUGAUACUGAUUUUAAAGAUUAAAACUAGUGGUCAAGUAUUCAUUAUGCUGCUUACAAUGGAAAUGCAAGUAUUUUAAAUUUAUUGAUUUCUCAUGACGCAGAUGUAAAUAUUACUAACAAUCUAGAACAAACUGCACUUAUGAUUGCUGCAGAAAAGGGGUUCGAUGAGAUAGUUGAUAUUUGUAUAAAGGCAGGGGCAGAAAUAAACAGAUAGGAUCUCAAUCAAAAUACAGCUCUUCAUUUUGCAUGCAAAAAUAAUAGUGCUUAAUGUGUUCGCUUGCUGUUAUUAUGCAAAAAUAUAGAUGUAAAUUUAAAAAAUGUAGAAAACAAACUUGCUAUUGAGUGCACUAAAAAUACUGACAUUAUUAAUGUAUUUGUAGAACUAAAAAAAGAUAAUGGAUAUGCAAAUUAAAUGUAUAUGAAUAAUAGCAAUAAUAACAAUAACACUACUAAUAACAACAAUUCAAAUAAUACUAAUAAUGAAAAUAGUGAAUAUAACUCUUAGAAAGGGAAGAAAAGACAUACAGUAAAUCAUCUUUCAGAGGAUACUACUUCUUAAAAUCAGAUUAUUUCAAAUACAUCUAAUUCUAACUUUAAUACUACGCCAAACUAAUUCUCUUAGAAUAAAGGUACACAUUAUUAGCAAAGAGGUACUACUACAUAUGAGCAGAUAUUAAGUUAAUCUGCUCUAAGUGGCUUUUAUAGCUAAAAGUUGACCCUCUCAUCUAAUUAUGGAUAGGCAAGUAUGAAUAACUCAAACAAGGGCGGAGGAGAAAAGCAAGCCUAAGGAGGGUUACAUCACUCUAAUUCUGUUUAAUCUAACCCAUAGGAAAAAUAAGUCAACCAACAUACAGAUAAUUAAAAGAGAUCCUUCGAGGUGACUAAAUAAUACUCAAACAGCGGUGUAAUGAGCAGUAGUACUAACAACAGAAAUUCAAACUCUAACUCUAAAAGUGGAGGAACAAUGUACGGAUUAGAAGGUUCACCAAAUAAGGCAUACACCUAAAGCAUAUCAAGCUAAGAAUCCUCUCUAAGUUCUUAGAACUAGCUCACAGACUCUCAAAUAAAUAACAAUGGAUCUAAUCUCUAUGGUUAAUAAAGUAAUUAAUAGCCUUGGAGAGUUAUAAUUCACGAUUUCCCAAACGAAAGUGUAAUGAAAAUGUUUAGUAACUCACCAAGAAAAGAUAAAUCUAGUAACACAAGCAGUGGUAAUUAUAAUAAUAACCAAGGAGGCUAGAAUAACGUGCCAAAUAAUGCUAACAACAAUAUAAAUACAAAUGUUUCAACAAAUGAGACUAUAACAAAUUCAGGAUAAUAUACUAAUAAUUAAUACAUCAAUCAUGAGUAAACUCUAUCUCCUACUUAAAAGCACCAUAAAAUACAAAGCUAAGAUUCUUCUCAGCUAAGCAAACCAAAUUAAUAGCAGCAGUUAUCAUAACAAUAACAAAUGUAGCAGUAAUAGCAAAACUAAUAAUUAAAUUAAGCAUAUGAAAUGCAAAGUUAAAAAGUUGGACCUUAAGAUUUUAGAAUAGUAAAUUAAAUAGGUAGAGGCUCAUUUGGAGAAGUAUAUCUUGUUGAAAAAAAAGGAUCAGACCAAUAUUAUGCAAUGAAAAUGCUCCACAAAUCUAAAGUUUUAGGAUAAAACUUAACGAAAUACGCAAUGACAGAAAGAAACGUUUUAAGCAUAAUGAGUCACCCAUUCAUAGUCAAACUCAUGUAUGCUUUCCAAACAAGUAAAGAUCUUUUCUUGAUUAUGGAAUACAUGCCAGGUGGUGAUUUAAGUCACGCUCUUUAAAGAGAUAAAAGAUUCAGCGAACAAAGAGCUCGUAUAUAUUUGUCAGAAAUUAUGCUAGCAAUAAAGCAUCUUCAUAAACAUGAUAUUAUUUACAGGGAUCUUAAGCCAGAGAAUAUUGUUAUCGAUGGUGAAGGUCAUGCUAUGUUAACAGAUUUCGGUUUAUCUAAAGACGGUGUUUAUGAUCAUUACUCAACUCACUCUUUCUGUGGUUCAUUGGCAUAUCUAGCUCCAGAAAUGCUUAAAAGGUGUGGUCAUGGAAAAGCAGUUGAUUACUACCAUUUAGGUGUUUUACUUUACGAAAUGCUGACAGGAUCUCCUCCAUUCUUUAGUGAUUCUAAAGACGAAAUCUGCCACAAUAUAGAAUUUUAAGAAAUAAGGUUCCCAAGUUACGUCUCAGACAAUGCAAGAAAUCUAAUUUCUAGACUUCUUGUUAAAAAUCCUCAAAAGAGACUUGGCUUUGGCAAGAACGAUUUUGAAGAAAUAAAAAAACAUCCUUUCUUUAAUGGAUUUAAUUGGACUCAUGCAAUAUAAAGAAAACUGAAACCUCCUCCACCAUACAUAAAACCUAUUGUUGAUAGCAAAAAUAGUGGCACGCCUAAUUUCAUGAUGACCAUGACCCCUUUAGGUAUGGCAACUGACAAUCAUGUGAAUGGAUGGUCUUUCAUAAACAAUUUUGAAAAUAAUGGGCUUAACAAUAAUACUAAUAAUAAUAACAAUUAAAAUAAUAACAAUAAUAAUAAUAUAUAAAUAAUCCACAAUCAUAAUUAUAGUAGUGGAAAUAGUCGCAUUACUAACAAAUUUUGA